This is a messenger RNA of Bufo gargarizans (Asiatic toad), 3381 nucleotides long. It is a transcript of the gene CNN3, whose product is annotated as calponin 3. The coding region runs from base 104 to 1099 and encodes 331 amino acids. The transcript is spliced from 7 exons. NCBI's taxonomy places the organism in Eukaryota, Metazoa, Chordata, Amphibia, Anura, Bufonidae. Gene Ontology annotation, biological process: actomyosin structure organization. Gene Ontology annotation, molecular function: actin binding. The record is from RefSeq and is a predicted model, not a curated record.
GGAGCAGAGACUAGAAGGUUCUGUUCGCGCCGGUUCAGUGUCGUCGCCGGAGCCGCUGGGAGAUAAGUGACCACCGGGCGUUAUACAGACAAGGGCAGGAGACAUGGCCAAUUUCAACAGGGGACCGGCCUACGGGCUCUCCGCGGAGGUCAAGAACAAGAUUGCUCAGAAAUAUGACCUUCAAGUAGAAGAGGAGCUGCGUUCAUGGAUAGAGGAGGCCACCGGCAUGAGCAUUGGGGAAAGUUUCCAGCUGGGACUGAGAGACGGUGUAAUUCUCUGCCAUCUCAUUAAUAAACUGCACCCGGGAUCCGUAAAGAAAAUUAAUGAAGCCAAGAUAAACUGGCACAAGCUGGAGAACAUCGGGAACUUCAUCAAAGCCAUGCAGGAUUACGGGAUGAAGCCACACGACACCUUCGAAUCCAAUGACCUCUUUGAGAACGGAAACAUGACUCAGGUUCAGAUAUCCCUGGUAUCCCUGGCCGGGCUGGCCAAAACAAAAGGCUUCCACACGACCGUAGACAUUGGAGUGAAAUACGCAGAGAAGCAGAGGAGACAGUUUGAUGACGAGAAACUAAAGGCCGGUCAGAGCGUCAUUGGCUUACAGAUGGGAACCAACAAAUGUGCAAGUCAAGCCGGUAUGACCGCCUACGGUACCAGAAGACAUUUGUAUGACCCAAAGAUGCAGACCGACAAACCAUUUGAUCAGACGACCAUAAGCUUACAAAUGGGGACAAACAAAGGGGCAAGUCAGGCGGGCAUGGCGGCACCAGGAACAAGGAGGGAUAUCUAUGAUCAGAAAGGAAUUCUGCAGCCCUUGGACAACUCCACAAUUUCAUUACAAAUGGGCACCAAUAAAGUGGCAUCUCAGAAGGGGAUGAGCGUCUACGGCCUAGGGCGGCAAGUGUAUGACCCCAAGUACUGCGCUGCCCCCACAGAACCCAUCAUACACAACGGCAGCCAAGGCACCGGAACGAAUGGCUCAGAAAUCAGUGACAGCGACUACCAGGCAGAGUACCCCGAGGAGUACCCAGGGGAGUACCCAGAUGAUUAUCCUAGAGAUUAUCACGGCCAGUACAGUGACCAGGGCAUAGAUUAUUAGAGAUUAGUCUACUCAGUAUUAGUUCAUUAUUUUAUUCAAUGAAGACCAAGCUAGCCUUGUGUAAUUUUAUCUGUCUUCCUUAAAACACUACUAUGCUUUAAUAUGGAAAGAAAAUUUGCCUUAUGUACAUUCCUUUUUAUUUUUCUCCUUCCCGUUCUGCCUUUCGUAUCCCUAGUUGCCUUGUAAGUGCUGAGACAGGACGUUCCGCCGCGUUACUAAGAAUUGUGUAUGAAGUUAAAAGGAAUACUGUGAAUAAUGAAGGGAGAUUUUGUACAGUUUUGCUAUAUUCGGACUAUGCAUUUUACAUAUUAAGAUGCAUGCUUGGGUCAUAAUACGAUUUUACAGCGCUUUUGGUAGUUUUAUGUAUCGAUGAGCAUCUAAAAACAGAUUACCAGUGGCCGUCGUGAGCUUUUUAGCCCCUUUUUUUUUUAGAUAUCAGUUUUAUUGCCUUAUGGUAUGAAUGUGGAGCCAUCGUGCAUAGGUCGAAGGCAGCCAUUUUUGUGGGCAUGAAUAAAGCCUCAUGAUUGAGGCACACUGUAUGUGCCUCAGUUCUCUCAAUAUGAACCUCUUCUCAGUGAAAUAUAGGCUGAUUCAUUUAUUAUUUUAUUUUUUCAGUUUUACAACACUAGCGUUGUGCCAAUCCCGGCCAUGCCCACUUCUCUUAAGACUAUGGGCAGCGUAGGAGAAAUUCAGAAUGCAUUCCCACUUCAUAUAUUAGCGUGACCAAGUAAAUGGACGCUCAUCUGGGAUAAUCUGCCCUUGUAUAGGAGGCUUCAUCCUUCAGUGUUUGUGGUGGUAUCUGCACUUAAAAAGCCAUAACUCCGUAAGAGGGCAAGGGGGGUGAAGCCUCGUGGUAGACCGAUAGGAGCGGUGCCACACGUAAUCAUUACCAAGGCACCGUGAUAAUGGAGCUCGUGUAGAUUUGCAUAUUUCGCCUCAAACACUUCAAUGCACCAAGAACUUCCUCAUCCCCCACAGCAAGACUUUGGCUUUCCUUUCCAAAACUUCAUUAGGAGAACAGAUUUGGGGGUUAUGGGCAAUUUUGAUAUGAGCUUGAGGGUCUUGAGGUCCAGUUUGUUUUUGUGAUCUUGUCUGGAUAUACUGGAAGAACAACGUCCUUGGUUUUAGGAGAGGUAACCUCAGAACGUUUCUAUUCAGUGCCUGGAUUUGUUUAAAGCCGAAGGUUGACUGAAGGGCUGAUAGUGAAGAGGUUAUAUCGUAGAAUACAUUCCUGUGCAUACAAAAGUGCCAGUAGGGGGCAGAUUACAAUUUCUUGUCUUAAUUUGCUGGAUGCCAGGAAAUCACACCUUAUAUUGCCAAUAGAUGCACAGUCUACGGAAAGUGUGAGGGUUUCUCUUCUGUAUAGUGUACGCAGGUUUUGGUGGCUUCAGAGUAAGGCCCCAUUCACACAACUGUAUUCUUAGACUGCAUCCAAUCUGUAUUUCAAUGGGGCCACAAAACAAUGCGGACAGUACAUCUGUAUGUCCGUUCCGCAGUCACGGAAAAAAGAUAGAACAUGUCCAAUUUGCAGACAAGAAUAGGCAUUGUACCGAUGGGUCUGCAAAAAAAAAAACUAAAACGUAUGCCACACAGACAUCAUCCAUAUUGUUUGCAGCCGUGUGAAGGCACCCUAAACCUAGUGUUUAUGUAGCAUGCGGGUUACUAUGGGGCUAGAUAUUUGGCACCUGAUUCUGCAUUGUGCUUACCACAACAUUCUGGUGGCUUGUGGACUUCAGCUGAGCCACGAUGGUUGUCCCCUGCCUUGUGAACUAGAGCAGUCUAUAUAAUGACCAAGGACGUGCAUGUUCAUUAUUUCGCCAUGCAGUGUACCCACACAACACAUUCCAGAAUGGAAAUUCAUGUUCCAGCAUGGCAGGGGAGGCAUGCAUGACUGAAGGUUAGGACGGGUGAGGGACCUCAUUCUCAGUGAUGCAGAAUGUGUAGAACAUGGUUUCCCCUUGAUGCUGCUGUGCCAGAGUUGGCAGGGAAAAUUCAGCGCUUUUUCUUAAUCUGCAUUGUCAAUGCUCAACUUGUCUUUAAAAAGGGAGUGUCUCCAAAAUGUCGGACCAUGCAGAUGUCUUCAUUUCUCCAGGGCUCAGAAAGUCUUCUCGGCCUACAGGAUCAUAAUGACAGUGCAUUUACAUUUUGUGCCAUAUUGUACCCAUGUAGAUGUGCUUUGUUUCUUUUAUGUGUAUUUAUUGUCACAUUUCUCAGCCUAAACUGAUCCCAAUGUAUUUUUUUAUAAAUAAAUUUUGAUAUUUUUUUUUUUCCUGAAGACAAAA